AUGGCUCCCCCAGGCAAUCUUCUCUCCGUUUCUGCAAAGGAUAUCAUUUGGCCCAACAUCUUCAACCAGACAAUGCCUCUUUCCAUGUGCAAUGACCCAUGUCAUUUAGGCUAUAGCAAGCUAAAAAUAGAAGGGAAAUCAUCUUGCUGCUAUGACUGUGUCCUGUGCCCAGAAGGGAAGAUGACCAACCAAAUGGGAAAGUACGUAGAUGACUGUUUCCCAUGUCCAGAGGAUCAAUAUCCAAACAAGGAUCGGGAUAGUUGCCUUGCAAAAAGUAUAACUUACCUGUCUUUCCAAGAACCUUUGGGCAUUUCCUUGGUAAUGAUCGCAGUCUCCUUUUCUGUCAUCUCAACUUUGUUGCUGGGGAUCUUCAUUAAACACAGGGACACUCCCAUCGUCAAAGCCAACAAUAGGAACCUCACCUAUGUUCUUCUUGUUGCUCUCCUGCUCUCCUUCUUUUGUACUUUCCUCUUCAUUGGGCAACCUGACCAAGGGAAAUGUCUCAUGCGACAAACCGCUUUUAGCAUCACCUUCUCAGUCGCCCUUUCUUGUAUCUUGGGUAAAACAACCAUAGUGGUUCUUGCUUUCAUGGCUACCAAGCCAGGCUCCAAAAUGAAAAAAUGGUUAGGGAAAAGUCUGGGCAACUUCAUUGUCCUUUCUUUCUCCCUGGCGCAAACAACAAUCUGUGUUGUGUGGCUGGCACUUUCUCCCCCAUUUCCAGAUUCUGACAUGCAUUCAGUGGCUGAAGAAAUUGUCCUGGAAUGUAAUGAAGGUUCAACUACAAUGUUUUAUUUUGUCCUUGGGUUUAUGGGAUUCUUGACUGCUGUCAGCUUCACGUUGGCCUUCCUAGCUAGGAAUUUACCUGACAGCUUCAAUGAAGCCAAAUUUAUCACCUUCAGUAUGUUGGUCUUCUGUAGUGUCUGGAUAUCAUUUGUUCCCACCUAUCUAAGUACGAAGGGGAAAUACAUGGUGGCA
Messenger RNA from Python bivittatus (Burmese python), 975 nucleotides. The record is from RefSeq and is a predicted model, not a curated record. Lineage: Eukaryota; Metazoa; Chordata; Lepidosauria; Squamata; Pythonidae.